AUUCGUUCAUAGUUAGUUCAACUUUGGUACUAAACUAAUCCCAUCCAGAAGGAACUAGGAAAAAACAAUGGCUGGUGCUUUGAAAUACGUGUUUGUUGCUGUAGCUGUUAUCUGCUACAUGCAGUCCGCUGAGAUGGCUCGCUUGCCACGCAAUACAGCCAACAGUGGUAAUGAACCUGCCCUCCCCGCUAACAUUUUCGAAGCUUUCACCAAGCCUGAAUUCUGGAAUGCCUUGAGCGCCAACAUCUCGGAAGCCUUCACUGAGGAUAACUUGAAGAAAUACGGCAUCCACCCGGUAACCUUAAAUGAUGUUAAGGAAGGUUUUUCCAAAGUACAAGAAAAUUUGCAAAGCGGCCUUGCUGAACUCCAAAAGAACGUCAACGGUUUGAUGGAGCAACAACACCCCGCCGAAGCUAAGCCCAAGAAGACCAAGAAGUAAAGUGUCCUUCCAAAAGGCUUCAAUGAUGCUGUUCUAAUUCUAAGUUAAUAUUUUAGUUGUUUUCCUAGUUCAUUUCUUGUUGAAUGUUUUGUCUACUUUUUUCUAGUUUAAGAAUAACCAUUUCUUUCAAAAAGUUGA
This is a messenger RNA of Stomoxys calcitrans (stable fly), 577 nucleotides long. RefSeq lists its product as uncharacterized. The transcript is spliced from 5 exons. The record is from RefSeq and is a predicted model, not a curated record. NCBI's taxonomy places the organism in Eukaryota, Metazoa, Arthropoda, Insecta, Diptera, Muscidae. Bases 68 to 439 code for a protein of 123 amino acids.